Planococcus citri (citrus mealybug) is the source of this 6334-nucleotide messenger RNA. RefSeq lists its product as uncharacterized. Gene Ontology annotation, molecular function: RNA polymerase II cis-regulatory region sequence-specific DNA binding; zinc ion binding; DNA-binding transcription factor activity, RNA polymerase II-specific. Bases 361 to 5094 code for a protein of 1577 amino acids. The record is from RefSeq and is a predicted model, not a curated record. The transcript has 20 exons. Gene Ontology annotation, biological process: regulation of transcription by RNA polymerase II. Gene Ontology annotation, cellular component: nucleus. Lineage: Eukaryota; Metazoa; Arthropoda; Insecta; Hemiptera; Pseudococcidae.
AGAGAUUACAACGUUUUGAAAGUUUAUACGAAUUGUAGGGCCGGGUAUUGCCACUGUUAUGAUGAAACUUUUAUACCGUCUCCGUAAAGCGCGAUCUUUCGGUAUUUUCUUGUUUUUGUUGGCCUUUUCGAAUCAAAUUACGGGAAUAUUUUUUACACAAGAAACAAUUGCCGGUUCGGUUUUAAUUUUUUUUUCGCCAGUAUGUAAUUCAAUGCCGAAGAAUUUCGUAAUCUCGCGAACGCGCCGCGAAAUUUUUCGCGAAAAGUUUUUCCAGGUUAAAAAGUUUAUAAGUUAUCGAUUAGUUUUACAUUCAUUUCUGGUUUUUUCUCUCAACUCGAUUUGCUAAUCUUCAAAGUUCAAAUGAAUACGAAAAUGGAACAACGUAAAUCCUCAUCUUAUUCAACUCGCAGCUCGCCUAAAACUCCGCCAAAAAUGUUACCCACCGAAGAAAAUAACACGCCGAAACCCAUCACAACGAUGCCUUCGUUCAUCAUAAAAUAUAAACUAAGAUUACCACCUGCACCUGAAAAGCGAUAUACUGAUCCGUCAAUUGAAAAACUUCUGUCAGAAACAAAACUCCUACACCACCGAAAGUCUUCUUCAACGUUACCAGAAGCGAACCUACCAACAAAAUGUUGCAGUAGUAAUUUCUUCAACUUGGAGAACCAACUUAACAAUUUUGCUAAUGUAAUUGAUCAAGGAAGACUCAGCGCACAAUCGAAUAAAUCGAGUGACAACUGUAGAACGCAUGGAAAAUGUUAUAAAACGUUGGAAAAUCUCGUUUGUAUAAAAAAUCCGAAAUAUUUAAAACCGUUAAAUAUUUCGUUCGGAAUUGGAAGAAUGAAUUCGUUUAAAAGACGCAGAUUAAAUUCGAAAACUUUGGAGCUUCAGUCGGAAGAGCCUUUAAAAGGAAAUCACGUUAAUCUUCCUCAGAAAAAACGAGUAAUCGCACGAAGUUCUUCUCCGAAUAAAAGUCCUGUAAAAAAAUCUGGGAAAUCUAAUUUAACCUCUAGUACCGCAGAAGAAGUAACUGAUGACGAAACAUUAAUACGAGAAGCGGAGGUUGCAUUAAAAAAUUUAUCUGGUAGUUGGCCUACGUCUAGGAAUUCUUUUUAUAACGGUGACAUGACGAAUGAUAAUGAAUUUGAACCACCAGCCUUUGAAAAUUUAUUUGAAGACAAACAACAAGUCUCUAAAAAUACGAAUUUAUCGAGAACGCAAGACACGGAUGAAUCAUUUCGCUCGAAAUUAAUAAAAGAGGAAACCGAUCAAAAACGAGACGAAGAAAUUUCAUCGAAUGUUAAAAAAUCCACCAAUUUAUACGGCUGUACGAAUAACUGCACCGACGAUCGCUCCGGUCACUACACGCAACCAGGAGUGAAAAUCAAAACAGAAGAUGGUAAACUUAAACAAAUAAUUAGCGAUGAUGAAAAGUCCUCGCACUGUGGUCCCGAUUUUAAUGAAUUAAUGGAUGACUCUACUACUGAUCUAGAAAUGCAUAUAUCCGACAAUACGAACGGCACGAGUCGAGACGAAGAGGAGAACGGUAUUAAAAAGGAAGAAAAUAACAAUAAAAUCGAUAACUGUAAUAUAAAUAUCAAAGAUGUUCACACGUUUUCCAGUCCAAGGCAUAGUUUAAUUACGAACAACGCUAAUUCGAAAAUCUCCGCCGUAUCCGCUUUCCGUCCCGUAAUAAACGAUACAGCCAAAGAUUCGCUGUCCAAGUCCAGUAUGGAUAUCUCGAGCGCGGUCAGCGCUGCCAUGUCGCCCCUCGGACCAUAUCCACCGGUCGGAGCUACCUUCGUAGGAUAUCCCGAUAACACCGGCUUAACUUCUCCCGAGAAAGAAACCUCUCAUUCAUUAACGUCUGGAAAACAAACGCCUAGUAUAUGUCUUCUACAGCCUAAAUCUAGAAUCAAAAUGAACGAUCAAGUCGACGACUCGAUGUCAACCGUAUCGUCGAAUGAGAGUCGAUCCGCCGAAUCUCCCGAAGCUAUGCAAAAAGAAUACACCAUCUUACAACCGGCCGGAUCGACGUCUAAGAAUUCCUCUUCUAGUUCGAGAAAUAUUUCAGUCGACAGCAGCAGCAGUGAAUCCCCCGUUGCGCCCACUGUGUCGAGGCCGACCAAAUUCGAAACUUCUCCGAUGAGUUCACCGCCCAACGAACCAGCUUCGAAGCAUAUUUUAGAACCGCAGCGAUAUGGCGAACAAUUAGGAUCCGGCGGACUGAAUAAAGAUACCGGAAAAUGUCCUACUCCUGGAUGUACGGGACAAGGUCAUGUGACUGGGUUGUAUCCUCAUCACCGAAGCAUUUCUGGAUGUCCUAGAAAGGACAAAAUGACGCCAGAAAUAUUGGCGAUGCACGAAACUAUUUUGAAAUGUCCUACACCCGGUUGUAAUGGUCGUGGUCAUGUAAGCGCGAAUCGUAAUACUCACCGCAGUCUUUCCGGUUGCCCUAUAGCUGCUUCUAAAAGAGCAGCUAAUCGCGAAAAGUCUAAAAAAUCUCUGCAUCAUCGACCAAUUUCGAUUUCCACUAGCAAUCAGUUAGAACUGUCUUUCAAGCAAGAAAUCAGGCAACCUACGCCGAUCUCUUCGAUGGCGAUAAAUGAUAUUAAACAGUCGUAUCCGUUGCCAGUUUACGCUGCUGAUAAUUCGGCGAAUAGUCGUUCCAUAGAUUACAUAUCGUCUUCGUAUUAUGCCAACAAUAUAGCUAAACCAGCGUUACGUCCUACCAAAAUCUUACUGCAAGAGAACCCGAUUAAAAGCGAAGAAAGUAAUAAAUUAUUGGCGAAAACCGAAUGCGUUUCUAGAACGGGAGAUAAUAUCAAAACCGAAGUAGCCAACUCGUCGGUUUGUCGUUCAUCGUUAUCGAAUCACAAUGCUAGUUUAUUGACUAAUAAUUACGAUUCGUAUAUAAAUCACGACUCGAAUUCAUCGUCCGUCUCCAGCAUGGAUACGUUGAAUCAAAACCACCAUUAUCAAAUAAAUCCCGAAGGCCAGCUACAAAUUACACCUUCCAGCAGCGUACCAACUUCUCACAAUGUCCAUAAUUCCACCCCUUCUGUUUACAUGCUAGACGAAAAGCGAUUACUUCAACAACAUCAUGGAACUUAUGAUACCAACUCCAUGGUGUAUAGUAACGCAUCCGAUGACAUUUAUCAACAACACGAUCGUACUUUUACUUUGAACAAUAUAAAUAGGCCAGUACCUUCGUAUUCCAACGAGAUCCCUUGCGGAUACGACGGAAGAACUUACGAUGCUAAUGUGACGCCUUAUGAUCGAUACGAAACUCCGUCCCAGCCUUGCGAACGAUAUCCGUCGCAGUACAGUGACCAGAACAUCGCCAGUUUUCAUCAUCAGCAUCAACAACAACAACAGCAUUUACAGCCGAGUAUAAAAUCUGAUCAGUGUCAACAUCACGAGCAAAAUAACCAAAGUACUACGCCGGUCUAUCCUAGGCCCAGUUACCAGUACGAAGGUGUCGCUAAUCGAUCACUUUCUUCGGGAUUUUCAUCGUCAUCGGCCAUUAAUUUAUCGGUAAAAUGUGUAGCUUCUACGGGUUCUCGAUCGCCCAAUAGUUCAGGUAAUGGACCACCAUCUGUCAUGGAUCUUUCGACGUCCAGUAUUACUCCUCCGAGUCCACAUGCAACGGCUUACGGUUCAAGUCCUCAAAAGUACGCAGAUCGUCAGUCUGAAGCAAGCCCGCAUGUGGUUUCAGGAAGUCCUCAAGUUCCUAGUCCUCACGCACAAACGUUAGAUCUCAGUAUAAGCAGGUCUUCCGGAAAUACAGUGUUCUCUGGUCCAAGCGCUUAUAGUCGAGAUUCUACACCAGAUAGUGGUGCUUCUCAUUACAUGGAUUCUUACAGAAGUGUUAAUGGAUAUGCAGCUAUGAGUCCUCAUAUUGGCUAUCCAGGAAUCGGUGCUGGAGAAUAUCCGAGUAACGCUUAUAGCUCUUAUUCGGCGGCAAGUUAUGCCUGUGGAUACUCAGCAAAUGCUUAUUCUAGUGCUGCGUCCGGAUAUUCGCAAAGUCCAUGUUAUAACAUGCCCCCACCACCUCCUCAGCACAGUAAACUUUCAUCUUCAUCGAAAGAAGAUAGUUUGCUCGGAGGGUCGCGUUCUGAACGUACCAAUUUAAACACCCAUCAUUCGCAAGAAUUGAAAUGUCCAACUCCGGGAUGUGAUGGAUCGGGUCAUGCUACUGGUAACUAUUCAUCUCACAGAUCUUUGUCUGGUUGUCCAAGAGCAAAUAAGCCUAAAAGUAAACCUCGUGAUGGUCACGAUUCAGAACCUUUAAGAUGUCCAAUUCAAGGGUGUGAUGGCUCUGGACAUGCGACCGGCAAAUUCUUGUCUCAUCGAAGUGCUUCCGGUUGUCCUAUCGCGAACCGUAACAAAAUGAGGGUAAUGGAAAAUUACAACGCUGUAGAGCAACAUAAAGCUGCUCUAGCUGCAGUCAACGUUGUCAGCGGCUCUACUCCCAAAUUAGAAAAUAUCAGCGGAUGUAUGACGAGUUGUGAAAGUGCUAGUCAUUUGAAUGGUUCUUUUUUAUCCCAUCGAGCCAUGUCCAAUUGUACAAACAAUAAGAAACCCAUUUCAAAAUAUCCCCCGGGACAAACUCAUAACGACCUUUAUCAACUUUAUCAAAAAGGAUUGAAUAGUGUUGAGUGUGCAGUUAGAAAUAAUGGUGUUGGUGCUAACGGAGAAGAUUUGUAUACUUUGGAAGCAGAAAUUACUGAAUUACAACGUGAAAAUGCCAGGGUCGAGUCGCAGAUGUUACGCUUGAAAACUGAUAUUAAUGCAAUGGAGGCGCAUUUGAAACAUGGGGACAAGGAAAACGAAGGAAUGUUUCAACGCUCUGAUAAUUUGAACGAAUAUUACGAAAGCUUCCGGAACAAUGUGAUGUCGUUAUUGGAACACGUGAAAAUGCCUAAUAAUCCAGCAGAAAAAGUUGGCGGAGAUAAUUUUAAUAAUUAUUUGAGCAAACUUCAAACUUUAUGCAAUAGUAGUGGUAGUGGUAAUGACGAAAAUCAUAAACCUAUAUUUGAUGCAGUUAAAUCCGAAUUACAAGAUUUUACAAUACUGCCAACCGCUGUUUAAAUGAAAACCUCAUGUUUCAUUUCAUUCAAUUCAAUUUAAAUUCCAGUAAUUCAAAGUGAAUAACGCAUGCAUUAUUUUUCUCUUUAAUCUAUCAGUGCACCUCCGCCCUUUUUAUAUCGGACUGCGACUGUAAUAAAUUCUAUAAAUGCUUAAUUUACGAAAACAUUAUCCAUUCACCCGAUCAAUCUUGCACUUGAAUAGGUUCUACCUAUCUGGUUGUGGAUUUCAAGCAUGACUUGUGACGUUUUUCUAUCUUAUAAAUGUUAUUGAACUCGUACACGGUGUCAACAUAAAAAUUUUGAUCGCCAAAUUAAAAUUUUUUUUCUCGCCUUUAUUGAAAGGUAUGUACCAAACCAACUUCCAAAGGUAAUCUUCUCAAACACUAAAAUUGCAUAACCAACAUUUUAUUAUUCAUUUUUGUAAAAAGAAAUUACUUUUUACGCUUAAAAUAUUUUUAGGUUCUUAUCCUUGGUCUGAUGUGAAUAAAGCCUACUUACUAUUGACUUGUCUGUCUGUAUCUAAGCUUUUCGCCUUUACUCUAUAAAAAUAAUAUAUCUAAAAUUGAGCUAAACUGUAUAUUCCUUUAUACAUAAAUAUAACAACUUUUUUAUUUUCUCUUGGUACCUACCUAAACCGUUUUCAUUUUUAUUAUGCGUUUUUGUUAUAAAAAUUUUCUAAAAAUCAAUGUUAAAAAAAUUACUAAAAAAAAGUUUUGUUCACAUAAACUCUAUUCUUAAUUUCUUAUACCAUUUUUAGUUUUUCUCGCUGUAAAACUAUAACGUAUUGUUGAAAAAUCAAUAUCAAUGAUAGAAUCGAUGCGAAAGAAGUUUUCAACCUGAUAAUAAUUAGGUUGAUUUGAAGUUAUGUUUUGUUUCUUUAUUUAUUAAUUCGUUGUUAAUUUUUUGUUGUUUUCUACUUCGUGCCGAAAAAUAACUUUCAAUUUUUUUUUUUUCGUAUUAGUGCAGAUUUUUUUUCUUUUUUGUUUAGUGAUUUUCUUUCUUCGGGAACUAUGGUCAUUUGUUACUUUUUAAGGCUACUACGUUCCAUAUAUCAUUUGAAAAUUUCUCAUGUAACAAUGUUUAUACUAUACUAAUUUAUUUAUACGUCUUUUAAUGUAACUAAAAUGUCCUUUUUUUUGUUUGUUAUAAAAAAUGAUAUAUGUUUGUGCUAAAAUGUAAUCGGUAUUUAUGUUUUAUGUAAAAUCCUCGUAGUAUACGCCUGCUUUAUUACCAAAAAUUUU